Bombus pyrosoma is the source of this 1135-nucleotide messenger RNA. Its product is annotated as metallo-beta-lactamase domain-containing protein 1. The transcript has 5 exons. Lineage: Eukaryota; Metazoa; Arthropoda; Insecta; Hymenoptera; Apidae. The coding region runs from base 195 to 827 and encodes 210 amino acids. The record is from RefSeq and is a predicted model, not a curated record.
UUGGGAAAAGAUCAGUAAAAAUAAUCUUCAUAAAUUAAAUUUAAUCUUCAUAAAUAUGCUAUUAUAUUAAAAUAUUACACUAAUUAUAAUUACCAGUUUCAUCUUAAAUGUUAUGUUUUAUGCUAUCGAUACAAAUAUGAACAAAGAAAUAAGAUCUAAAGCGUAAAAGCACUUUUCUAAAUUUAAUUUAAAAUAUGUGCGAGGUUAUUGUAUUAUUUAAUGGUUAUUCUACAAAACUUGACAAUGAAAUAAUGAAAGCCAAUUGUUCUUGUACAUUAAUAAAGGCAUCGAAGAAUAUUAUCGUUGAUACUAUGACAGCUUGGGACCGAGAAAAAAUAAUACAAGCACUUUUUAAACAUAAUAUUACACCUGAAAAAAUUGAUUAUGUCGUAUGUACUCAUAAUCAUGCCGAUCAUAUAGGAAAUAAUAAUCUUUUCGUAAAUGCGGAACAUAUAAUUGGAACUUGUGUUCACCGUGGUGAACUAUUUUUCAAUAAAAAUUUUAAAGACGGAUAUAAAAUUUGCCCAGAAGUUAAAGUUAUAGCAACCCCUGGACAUACACCAGAUGAUGUUACAGUUUUAGUUGAAACUAUAGUUUCUGGGAGACCUACAUGUUUUGCUAUUACAGGAGAUUUAUUUGAAAAAAAGGAAGACAUAUCAGAUCCAUCGAUUUGGAAAGAGUUAGGAACUAUAGAAUUACAAAAAACUCAAUCACUUAUGCGAUCUCAUGUAGUAGAUUUGGCAAAUCUUAUAAUACCUGGACAUGGGCCCAUGUUUGCUGUUACUGAUGACAUGAGAAAAAUUAUUAGGAGUCAAAUAAUUCUAUAACAUCAUAAUGUAUAUAUGAAAAUAUACAUUUCUGUAGCUAUACUCUGUAUAUUUUGUAACGUGAAUUUUAUUUAUUUGUAAUAUUUGAUUAAAUCUUACGUAUACUCAUAUUGUUUUUACAAAUACUUUAUUAAACACUGUAAAGUGUAGUACAUAGUAGACAGUAUCAGAUAGUAUCACAACAUUAUUAUAUAUAUAUUAUUAUUAUAUUAUAUUAUAUAUAUAUAUAUUUGUAUACAUUGCAAUGAUUAUUACAUAUUAUUUAAUUCACAAAUGUUUAGAAAAAGAGCAUUUAAAUAGCUAUGUGC